AUGGAUGAUAAUUUGCCAAGCGAUGAUGAAAUGAAAGAUUCUCCGAUGAGCCCUAAAUUAGGAGGCAAGAAAUUAAAAUUAAAUGAUGGGAGUUCACAAGACAGUCUUAACGAAGGGGCAUCAGGUAGCAAAGAUAUUCAAGACGAGAAUGUGGACAGCGGUGUUUCUGCUGAUAAAUCUGAAAGUCCUAGUGAAGUAAAUAGCGAAGAGCGUGCAGUUUCGUCUAAUAUGGAGCCAACCAAUGAAGUAGUUAAUGCAGCACCAUCCAGCAGCAACGUGCGAGCUAUUUUGCUGGAUUUGCGACGCCCAAGACACUGCAGAAUAUAUAGAAAGCGUAAGACACCUGACCGUGAUUCUGAUGAAAACUCUUCAAGGGAUUCUGAUGACUUGUCAAAUGAUGAAAGAUCAGACAACAUUCAGCUGUUUAAUACUUACUAUGAAAGUGCACCAGGAUCUUCAAUUAAUUCAUCUCCUAGCAUUAGUUCAAGUGAUUCAUCAGAAAGCAGUAAUAAUGAUCACAGUGAAGAUAAUACUCUUGACUUGGAAUUAGAAGAAGAUGGAGAUAGCGAAGACACUGUAUUUCUUGAAAAUGAACAGACUUCAUCUCGGAAUAAACAAGACACAGCAACUCCACCUGUACUUCUUAAAACAAAGCCUAAAAAUAAUUACGUAAUUCUAAGAGAAGUUAUUAAUCGUGAAAUGGGGCUGACAUUUCCAUUGGGAAAAGCUAUUAAAGAGGAUGUAAUUUUUGAGAAAAAGUUCUAUGGCUCAUUACAUGCAGUGUACAGAAUGGCAAAAUUUGACUCACUAAUGAAACAUCGAGGCUGUGUUAAUUCCAUUAAUUUUCAUCCAGAGGGUCAUUUAUUGGCCUCUGGUUCGGAUGAUACCAAUGUAAUUGUUUGGGACUGGGCAAGAAAUAUUCCAAUACAAACGGUGAAAACAGGACACAAAUCAAAUGUGUUUCAAAGCAAAUUCCUGUAUUUGAAUGCACAGACGCAACUCAAUAUCGUCACUUGUGCGAGGGAUGGACAGGUCCGAUUAAUCCAAUGUCCGGCCAGCGGAAUGAGCGGCGCGUCGCGUCGUAAGCUCGCGAACCACGCUCGGCCCGCGCAUAAAGUGCACGUUUCAGCUCACGAACCACAUUUGGUCAUCUCUGCCGGAGAAGACGCGGUCGUGAUGCGGUGUGACGUCAGAGAGGAACAUGGUUCCAAACUAUUCCAAGUACGCGAAACGACACCUAUUCCCUUAUAUAGUGUGGCGGGACAUCCUCUGAAACCGGAGCAGCUUUUGGUAGCCGGCCGCGAUAUGUAUCUGCGAGUGUUUGACACGAGGAAAACGGAUAAACCAUUGAACUUUUACACGGCAAACUUCACUCCGAGGUCGGGAACGUCGGUUCACAAGUCAAUGAUGCAUCUCACGUGCGCCGUGUACAACCACGAUGGGUCAGAAAUACUGGGAUCGUAUAACGACGAAGAUAUCUACUUGUUUGAUACGAAACUUGAUGUUUAUGAUAAGGACACAACGGACAUCGACAAACAGACAUACACACACAAAUACAGCGGGCACCGGAAUAGCGCGACAUUCAAGGGCGUGGCCUUCUUUGGACCCCAGAGUCAGUACAUUGUGUCGGGGUCUGAUUGUGCCCACAUUUACAUUUGGGAGAAGCAGUCGGAGGCUAUCGUUCAAUGGAUGGAUGGGGACAAUAGUGGUGUGGUAAAUUGUAUAGAGCCCCAUCCCCGCUUCCCAAUAAUCGCUUCAAGCGGGUUGGACAAGGAUGUCAAGAUAUGGAUGCCGUGUCGACAAUCAGAUCCUGAUUUCAAAGGAAUGGAGAAGGUCGUUCGAAAGAACAGCGUGACCCGCUCUAGUCCAAUGUUCACGGAUUUUUUACCAACACUUUAUAGCGCCUGGCGUGGGACAUUAUCCGACGAAGACUCCCCGGCCUACGGGACUAAUAUAGACUUCGAUGGCAACGCAUGCACCACUUUCUAG
Messenger RNA from Pieris macdunnoughi, 1989 nucleotides. Lineage: Eukaryota; Metazoa; Arthropoda; Insecta; Lepidoptera; Pieridae. The record is from the annotation of a GenBank genome assembly.